AUGCUAACAACCUCCAUGAUCGGCCUUGCUUUUGCUGGCAGCUUCUUGCUGCCGUUCGCGUCUAGUGUACGCAUUUCCCCGAAUAUCGAUGGCUCCCUGUCGCUCCAAGAUAGCUACGACUACAUUAUUAUUGGCGCAGGGAUAGGUGGGCUUGUCGUUGCAAAUCGCCUAUCAGAGAAUGUGUUAGUAUCCGUACUAGUGAUCGAGUCUGGAGAUCUUGAUGAUCGCGCCGAAGAUAUUUCGAUACCCGGGAAUAUUGGACUUGAAGAUCCACGCAGGUAUGAGUUAAAGCUAGAAAUGGCGCCGCAAAGGUUCCUUGACGGAGCAACCCGAGUCUUUACCCAAGGAAAUGCCGUCGGCGGUAGCACGAUAGUCAAUGGUCUUGUCUGGACGAGAGGCUCAGCGGCAGACUUCGAUGCAUGGGAACAUCUUGGAAAUACCGGUUGGGGAUGGAUGGAUCUUUUGCCCUACUUUCGGAAAUCCGAGAAUUAUUCAACACAGGUCGUUAACAAAUCAACACGAAAUAUCCCAACAGCCGCCCAUCCAGCUACCAGCAAGCAUGGCCAUGAGGGACCAAUCGAAGUUGGUUAUCCAAACUAUUUUUAUAACCAAUCUUACAACUUCCUCAACGGCAUCCAAAAGCUUGGGAUACCCGCUAAUGAAGACCCCAAUAGUGGGAAUGCUACGGGUGCUUGCAUAGUCCCAAGUAGCAUGACCGCGAAAAACCAGUCUCGUUCCGAUGCGCGCACUGCAUACCUCGAUCCCGUGUUGGAACGUCCGAACCUACAUCUCGUCACCGGUCACACCGUUACCCAUAUCCUCCACGGUGAGGGUAGCGGGAGAUAUCCCAAUUCAACUUAUACCCGUGGUGUUUCUGGCUUGAAUGUAACUGGUGUUGAGUUUGCUACCAACGAGACAGCCGACAGAAUCACAUCCACAUGUAAGAGGGAAGUCAUUCUCGCUGCUGGCUCCAUUUUCUCGCCGGUCUUACUGCAGAUCUCCGGUAUUGGACCGGCAGACCUUCUGAGAAAUCUAGGAGUUGAUGUCGUGGUAGAUUUACCUGGAGUAGGAAGCAACUUGCAAGAUCAUCCUACCCUGGAGCCUGUUUAUGACUAUGCCUCACCAGACGUGUUUUCGGCAUGGGAUAUUGUAGGAAGUAUGCGGGAUGUCGUCCGAGAGGAAUAUCUAGCCAACCGCACAGGACCUUGGACGGCUCCGAUGGUAAAUGCCAUUGCCCUGCCUGUUUUAAGUUGGAUAACCAAUCGUGUUCAAGAGGUGCUAGACGACGCGGCGAACGCAACAAACGACCUGCCGUCUUCGUACGAUACAACCCUUCGCACAGGAUAUGCCGCACAGCAAGCCGAGCUGUUAUCCCUUCUUAUGCGGACUGACACGCCAGCUUACGAGGUAAUGUCGACAUCCUGGGGCCAACUAGCAAUAAGCGCCAUGAAGUCGUUCUCUCGAGGCACAGUCCUAGCGAAUUCUUCGUCUAUAUUUGAAAACUCUCAGCCCAUUAUUAAUCCGCGGUUUUGUUCACAUCCUGUCGACUGCGAGCUGCUACUCCUCGGGCUUGAAUUCAAUGAUCGCCUUAUCCAGACGCCACCAAUGGCUGCAUUGAAGCCAAUGCCUCCGCCAGGCUUUGGUAUCGAGGAAGCACGAAACAAGACAGCGCUCGACGAGACGAUGCGGAGGAAGACUACGACCGGAUUUCAUCUAAGCGGCACGACCUCAAUGUUACCAUUGGCCUACGGUGGAGUAGUAGACCCGUCGCUCAGAGUAUAUGGUACGAGGAACCUGAGAGUCGUAGAUGCAGGCGUUAUACCACUGCUACCUGGCGCACAUAUCCAGGCCGCAAUAUACGCUAUUGGUGAAAAGGUAUGA
Molecule: messenger RNA, 1881 nt
Organism: Daldinia decipiens
Lineage: Eukaryota; Fungi; Ascomycota; Sordariomycetes; Xylariales; Hypoxylaceae
Product: putative GMC oxidoreductase
Exons: 8
Coding region: 1-1881 (626 amino acids)
Biological process (GO): secondary metabolite biosynthetic process
Molecular function (GO): oxidoreductase activity, acting on CH-OH group of donors; flavin adenine dinucleotide binding
Source: RefSeq, a predicted model, not a curated record